Metschnikowia bicuspidata var. bicuspidata NRRL YB-4993 is the source of this 2750-nucleotide messenger RNA. RefSeq names its product amino acid transporter (gene AGC1). Gene Ontology annotation, molecular function: L-aspartate transmembrane transporter activity; L-glutamate transmembrane transporter activity. Gene Ontology annotation, biological process: malate-aspartate shuttle; L-glutamate transmembrane transport; aspartate transmembrane transport. Lineage: Eukaryota; Fungi; Ascomycota; Pichiomycetes; Serinales; Metschnikowiaceae. The coding region runs from base 210 to 2360 and encodes 716 amino acids. The record is from RefSeq and is a predicted model, not a curated record. The transcript has a single exon.
AUCCACGGUCAAGUUAACACCGAGCCUCAACGUCAAGUUUACUCCUCUGAUAUCUCAAAGAAUCCGUCGCAUUUAAACAUUGACCUUGUCCAUCCUGACAAAAAUUUGUACUUCGAAUUUUUUCAAUUGAGCUUGAACUGUCAACACGUUCUUCGUUCUUCACUCCCUCUGUUACAUGUGCCAACCCACCCACUGAUAGUUAUACCAUCAUGACCACGCAACUAAAAGCCCAAGAAAUCUUUCAGCAGUUUGCCUCUGAGCCCGAAGGCUCGACCACGAAAGUGCUCUUGUUUCCCGAAUUUGCAACUAUCUUGUCGCCAUUUGAAAACGACUUGCCUAAGCUGUCUUAUGCUUUGCUCUACUUGAUGGCCGACAGGGGCCACAAGGGCUUUGUCGAUGAACAUGACUUUGUCUCUUUCAUCGACUUGUUGACCUCGGACGACGGAGAAUUCAAGGUCUUGUUCAAUAUCCUCGCCAACAACAAAAAAAAAUUGUCGUACAUUGACUGCGUGGAUGAACUUUCCAAGUUGAACAAGGCUAUCGACCCAGACUAUCAGAUGAAGAAGCGCAAGUUCAACUGGACCUACUUGGAACGUUUCUUUUCUCCCCAGGGAGAGAUCGACUUUUUGGACUUCAUCUCGCUUGUCAACAACUUGCCUGUGACGAAAUUGAUUGGUGGUUUCGAGGUGCUUUCAGGCAGAGCUGGUGUCAUUGACAAAGAAGGAUUGGCUCACUUGCUCACCACCAAUCUCGGCCACAAGUUGUCUGCUCGGUUGAAAAACAACUUGCAGACCUUGCCAGACUUCUUCCACAAAGAGUCGUUUACCUUGUCAAAUGUCAUGUUGGUGUACAACUGCUUGAACAAGUUGGACUUGAUCAACGAAGUCAUUGCCAACACUCCGCCAACAACGGCCGAGAAGGCCGAUAUCUUGAUCAACAAGAAAGAUUUGCAUCGCCACUUGAAUGACCACCUCUUGAAAUCAUCGAAUUUCAAGCCCAUCACUACCCCCGAGUUGGAUAUGUUGUUCUUCUUGAUCAACAGAGACGAAGAGACCAUCAGCCGGAGGGAGUUGAUCUCGUGUUUGAACCCGAGUUACUUGAACAAUGUGCACACUUUGCCAUCGAUCUAUGAACACCCGGCUUCACAGCCUGUCACAAACGACAACUUCUCGCUUUGGCCGAUCUUUGAUUCUAUGUAUUCUUUCUUCCUAGGCUCUAUUGCCGGGUGUAUCGGCGCCACUGCCGUGUACCCCAUCGACUUGAUCAAGACUAGAAUGCAGGCCCAGAAACACAACUCUCUUUAUGCCAACUCUUUGGACUGCUUGAAAAAAAUCCUUAGACACGAGGGCCCCAAAGGCUUGUACUCGGGUUUGGCCGCUCAAUUGGUUGGUGUUGCUCCAGAGAAGGCUAUCAAAUUGACCGUCAACGAUUUGAUUCGCAGGAUAGGAACAACUGAUAAUGGAACCAUCACUAUGGGCUGGGAGAUAUUGGCCGGCUCCUCUGCAGGUGCCUGUCAAGUGAUUUUCACCAACCCGUUGGAAAUUGUCAAAAUCAGAUUGCAAAUGCAAGGCAGUGCAUCCCUCAAAACUUUGGCCCCUGGCGAAAUUCCAAAGAAGAGGUUGACUGCAGGUCAAGUCAUUAAGCAGUUGGGUCUCAAGGGUUUAUAUAAGGGUGCCAGUGCCUGUUUGUUGAGAGAUGUGCCAUUCUCUGCGAUCUACUUCCCCACCUAUGCGAACAUUAAGUACCACUUGUUCAAUUUCGAUCCACAUGACCCAAAUAAGAAGCAUACGCUUAGCACAUGGCAGUUAUUGGUUUCUGGUGCCAUGGCAGGUGCUCCUGCUGCGUUCUUUACAACUCCCGCAGAUGUCAUCAAAACAAGAUUGCAAAUGGAAGCGAAGAAAGGCGAUGUCAAGUAUAGAGGCAUUACUCAUGCUUUCGGCACUAUUUUGAAAGAGGAGGGAUUUACUGCCUUUUUCAAAGGAUCCCUCGCCAGAGUGUUCAGAUCAUCUCCUCAGUUUGGCUUCACCUUGGCCUCCUAUGAGCUCUUGCAGAAUUUGUUCCCAUUGCAUCCACCUAGCACCAGAGACUCCAACUUUAAGGCUGUGAGUGGAUACCCAGGUGUGUACAACUUGUCCAAUGACCAGGUAUACAACAACAAGUCUAGGUUCAUGCAUUUCAACCAAGAUGAGUUAUUCAAGCAACAUGGUUUGAAGUCUGAAAACGGCUUGUCUAACGCUUUAGUUAGUUUGCCUGCUGACUAUGUCUACAAGUCCCUGGAUGCGGUGAAAUUAUUGAUGGAUAUCGACUACAAAUUCGGCAACUUCGACUACGAAGCUUAUUCCAAGUACAUCAAACGUUAGAACUAUCUAGUGUCUGAUCAAAACAAAUGGGCCCGAAUACGCAAUUGUUUGUGAAAAAGGGCUCUUGCUGCAACUAGUGCGCAUAAUCAUAGAGUGAAAUGAAUAAAAGAUGAUUUUAGUCUUUGUACAGUGAAUCAUGCAUUCUGAUUUUGUAUGUCCUUCAUUCAGCCAGUAAAACACAAUUGUUUCACAGAUAACAACCCGUCAUCAGGAUUUAAUCAAAAAGGUCUGGCGAAUGAGUAAGCAUGUAUGUAUUCUUUGCGUCAGCCAAUAUAACAUUAGUUCCCAAUUCAAACAUGCGUGGCAUCGUAUCUCGAGGUGACGUGAACUUCAUAUUUAAGUUCAAAGUCUUUGAUGAUAGAAAUUUUGUGUCAAUCAACUUCAAUAUAC